GAUGAUCAAGAAAAUUAAGUAAAUUUUUGAGAAAUAUGGAUUGGAUAUAUUUUUGAGACCUUAUGAUAUAAUAUUGACAUCUCCAAAUAGUGGAAUAUUAGAAUUUAUUCCAAAUACUGUCUCUAUUGAUAAAAUUAAAAGAGAACAUUCAGAUUUAACAUUAAAAGAAUUCUAUUAAACUUAUUUUGAAUGUUUUGAAGAGGCUUAAACAAACUUUUUGUAAAGUCUUGCUGGAUAUUCAUUGAUUUGUUAUUUAUUUUAAUUAAAAGACAGACAUAAUGGAAAUAUUUUAAUAGAUAAUUAAGGACAUAUAAUUCAUAUAGAUUUUGGAUUUGUUUUAACCUUAACACCAGGUAAUUUAGGAUUUGAAUCUGCUCCAUUUAAAUUAAUAUAAGAAUAUGAGGAACUUUUAGAUGGAUAAGGUAGUUAUUAUCAUAAUUACUUUUAAACUUUAAUAUUUAAAGGUAUAUUAAAUAUAAAAUCAUAUUAGGUCUUAUGGCAUUGUAAUCUGAGAUUGAUGAAAUAAUAACAUUUGUAAAGAUAAUGAAUUUUAGUCCCAAACAUAAUCUAUUGGCUAGUUUAGAGAAGUUUAAAGUUGAAGAGUUUCGUAAAAGAUUUAUGGAAAAUGAUACACCUGAACAAUUAUACUAAAAUGUAUAGAAUUUAGUCAAAGAAUCCAGUAAUUCAUGGACUACAAUGCUUUAUGAUUAUUUUUAGUAUAAGACCAAUACUAUAUAUUAUUGA
This is a messenger RNA of Paramecium sonneborni, 744 nucleotides long. The record is from the annotation of a GenBank genome assembly. Lineage: Eukaryota; Ciliophora; Oligohymenophorea; Peniculida; Parameciidae.